AUGUCGACUACAAGUAAAAAGCCCACCGCCACCGACGACAUGCCUCACGGUGUCCCCAGGGACAUUGAUGACGAUGCAUCUAGUCCAGCAAAACCUGCCCCCAAGCGCCCCGUAGCUGACGGCUCCAAAACCGACGUCCGCCGCCGCAGCACCCAAGAGGCAGCACCCAGUCAAAGUCGACCUCGCCGCGAAGAAACGCCCCAGAAGAAGGAGACACCACAGAAGGCUGUGCCCAAACCCGAUACCGAGGAAACAACCCAAAAGAGAGAGACAGCCCAGAAAGCUGCACCCAAACCUGAUACCGAGGAAACACCCCAGAAGAAAGAAAUAUCCCAGAAGACUGCGUCCAAACCCGAGCCUGAAGAUAUCCAUGACUUAUCAGAGCCUAAUGGCCUCGACGCUAUAUCCAAACCAGAAGGUGAUGGCCAGAUUUCCGAGUCCGAGGAACCCAUGACAACAACCCGGCGGGAUAAAGCUAGACCCGAACUCAGUGAUGAAGAAAAGGCGCAAGCCAUAAAAGCGUGGCAAGAUGCAAAAGCAAUGGGAUUGAAUCUCGGCCAGAUGAACGCUGAACCCACUCGCUGGCCCCUCAAGAGCGAUGUCUUCCAGGCCAAGACAGCUUUGGACGUCUUUAGCCUCGACUUGUACAGAAUCCUUUUGGGAUUGCUGGAAAAGUCUACGGCGCCACAACUAAUUGACAUCAUGCAGCAGAACCAGCGAGUCAGAGACUACAAUGCGGCGCUUCGCGAUAGGAGAUACACCGGACUUUUGCCACUGAUCACCGAGAAAGGAGAAUUACACGAAUUACUUUACAAAAGGGAGAAGAUGCCGUCCAAAGCUGGAAACAAACAUACCAUGGACACAAUUGAGAGCUUGUCCCCCGAUGAAAAGAAGAGUGUUCUAUUCACAAUUCGGGAGCUUGAGAACUUGACACCCGAUAUCAAGCAAAAGAUUCUGAACGACCUCAAAAUGACUGGCGCCCUUCGAUUCGAGUCUCUGGAUGAGGACCGUGAGUACAAAGCUGAGGCAGCUACCAUGCAACUCCGCAUAGCAAUGGGCCUGCCUGCAGUUUAUAGUGCAUCUGGGUGA
Messenger RNA from Pestalotiopsis fici W106-1, 1089 nucleotides. RefSeq lists its product as uncharacterized. NCBI's taxonomy places the organism in Eukaryota, Fungi, Ascomycota, Sordariomycetes, Amphisphaeriales, Sporocadaceae. The record is from RefSeq and is a predicted model, not a curated record. The transcript is spliced from 4 exons. The coding region runs from base 1 to 1089 and encodes 362 amino acids.